Penicillium angulare is the source of this 1560-nucleotide messenger RNA. RefSeq names its product ankyrin repeat domain-containing protein. The transcript has 3 exons. The coding region runs from base 1 to 1560 and encodes 519 amino acids. NCBI's taxonomy places the organism in Eukaryota, Fungi, Ascomycota, Eurotiomycetes, Eurotiales, Aspergillaceae. Gene Ontology annotation, molecular function: protein binding. The record is from RefSeq and is a predicted model, not a curated record.
AUGGUUUCCAUUAUCGAUUUUCCAACGGAGAUUCUUUGGAUCAUAGCCAGCACCUUAUCGGGCGGCCAGAUUUCUGCUUUUGCUCAGACCCACCGAAACCUCUAUCCCAAGCUGCGUCUGGCGCUAAUAAAGUACAAUAUCAAGCACCAAAACAGCUCGGCGCUUCAUUGGGCUGCUAAGACCAAUCAUUGUGCAUUUGCAAAGGCGUUAAUCUCUUACCGAGCCGACGUAAAUGCACUAGUUGACGAUUCAUCCCCUCUCAUGACAGCCGCAGAUCACGGCUCGGAGCUGGUGAUCAAAGUAUUACUGCAGAAGAGAAGGUUGCGCGUGAACUUGAGAAAUACCAAGGGAGAGAGUGCUCUGUGGCACAGCGUGGCGACAACAUCAUCCGUCAUCGUCACCCAGCUCCUUCAACACCCUCAGCUCAAAGUCGACCUCCCAAAUUCUGAGGGGCAGACGGUGCUCUGGCUUGCUGUCUUUCAAGGAAACAGAGACUAUGUGUGCCAACUACUCAUAAGAGAUCUCCUACUUGAUCACUGGAAAGCGACAUCCCCUGGAGUCAUAUCACAGGAUACACCGCUCACUAGAAGUGAGGAAACGGUUACGUCAGUUGCUGGUAGCGGAGGUGCUUCCAUAUCACGAAUGCUGCGCCUCCGGGGAGAGGAAUUCGAUAUAGUUGAUGAACAGGGACUGACACCUCUCCACACAGCGGCAAGGAGCGGUCAUCUUUUGGCAGUGGAUUUUCUACUUCGCCACGCAAAUACUCUCUUGAACCGUAAAGACAGUUACGGUAGGACUGCGCUGUGGUGGUCUACCUUUUCAUUCUAUGAUCGUGUCACGCAGAGGCUUCUGGAAGAGAAGGACGUGGAGAUCAGUACGCUUGGAACAUGUGGGAAGUAUGAUAGCCCUUCUACCUCGCUCCACCAUCUAGCCAGAAGAAAUGAUACAACCGUUCUUGGAUGGUUCUUAAGCCGGCCGAGUCUUGACCCAAAUCUAUGCGGGGGCUCUCAAUCUCCUCUUUGUCUGGCUAUACAACAAGGGAAUACCGCAGUGGUGAGAUUACUCCUCACUCACAAAAAGACACAAAUUAACGCCGUGGAAACACCCAAUAAUUCGCCGCUUCUUUUGGCAACCCAGGAGGGCCACCGUGAUAUGGUUGAAUUGCUGGUCCGGCAAGGUGAUCGGCUGCAGAUCAACCAGUUGAACAGUCCUGAUAAGGAGACGGCACUUUGUGUAGCCAUUUGUCACGGAAGACUUGAUAUCCUAGAUAUUUUGCUUGGGCAUCCUCGAAUCAAUAUUGAUACGAUCAAUGGUUGGGGUGAGACGGCCCUGUUGUUAGCGGUCAAACGAGAAGAUAUCGCAAUGGUCAGCAGAUUACUCCAGGGCCCGAACUUGCCUUGUAUUUUGGCAAUGCCAGCCGAAGUUGCUCAAUCCCGUAAAAAUCGUGAUAUGAGCCGUCUCAUCCAAGAGGCAAUGAAGCAAAAGAGCCACAGAGACUACUCGUCAAGGGAGAGACAACGUCAGAUACGAAAAAGUCGUGUAAAUUUCAGCUUCGUUUGA